GUGGAUCAGCGGCAGCAGCAGGAUGAUAUCAUGUUCAUCCAUCAGCUGUGGGCUUUAACAGUGCUGGAGUUGGGCAUGGCAGCAUAAUUAAGAACAGCUAAAACAAAAAAAGUCUUAUUUUUGUGUUUUGAUUGUUGGAAAAUCUGUGACUUUUUGGGGAUUAAAUUCCAUUUUUGUCAAAGCUGUGAAGAUUUUUGAAUAAAAUUGAAGGAGAGCAUAAUCCUUCCACUCAUCACUCCCUGAUAUCUAAUAAAAUGUGAUCAGUAGUUUUUUUUUUUUUUCAUUAUCGAUAUUCAGAAUACUGUGUAGCAACUUUACUCCUCCGCGUUUGCGCUCAAGAUGCGGAAGGUUAGUUUAGUCAGAGAACCAUCCUCAGUGCGCAUGGCAAAAGGGAUCAGUCGCUGCACCGAAUCCGUCAUGUCUACUUUGUCAUCUGCAGACCUUUUCUGAAGACGAUCCGGAAAUCUGUGUCUUCUGGCAUCUGCGCAAGUCCCGAUCAAAAGAGGGAAGAUCUCGCCAUAUGCGCUGGGAUGGGAUUGUGCCACCACAGGAUGCACACAAAGGCACCAGCUCCCCUGAACAAGCAAGCCUGAGGAUAUUUUACUUUGAGCCAAAGUGGGAAACGGAAUACUACUGACUUGCGUAAAUCUUGAUUUUUGCGCAACUGUGCUUUUUUUUUUUUUUGGAAAGGAACAUUUUGGCGCAGGAGACUCUGCUGCGUGCUUUUGCACAAAGAAGCGCGUCCGGCUGGCUUUGAGCUGCAGUCCACUUCACACCAACUGCAUUGCUACAACUGGAGGAGAGCACGUGUUUGUGAUGAAAGUGUGUGGCUGAAGCUUUGCUCCUGGACUCUUGGCUGGAUGGAGCGACUUGCGUCCACAAGUGCGGUGCUGAUCUGUCAUCCGCCUGCAGAUUAUGCCACUUUUCAAACACACUACAAUGUGACAGCGUGGUGCGCGCACAUGGAAGAGAUGCUGCCGUAGAAGUGCAGUAAGAGGGGAGCAGGACGGGGACCUCCAGCGCGGGCGCACGCACACCCGCGAACGGCGUCUCCGAUGAGGAGCUUGUCGCUGUCCGACGCGCGAGUGGUGCUGAAAUUCGGAUGAUGCCUGGCCAGCGACUGCGGGGCUGCCGCUCCCUGCACCUCAACGAGGACAACGGCCGCUUCGCGCUGCUCGCCCUCCUCAUCCUGGUGUAUCUGCUGUGCGGCGCUGCGGUCUUCUCGGCCAUAGAGAGGCCCUCGGAGCUGCGGGCUCACGGUCGCUGGAACGGGACGCUCCACAACUUUAGUGAGACCUUCAACAUCAGCCUGCAGGAGCUCAACUCCUUCCUGCGGGAAUACGAGGCUGCCAUCGCCGCUGGGGUCCGGGCUGACGCUCUGAGGGCAAGAUGGGAUUUUACAGGAGCUUUUUAUUUUGUUGGAACGGUGGUGUCCACUAUAGGUUUCGGGAUGACGACUCCUGUGACUGUUGCUGGGAAGGUGUUCUUAAUCUUUUAUGGACUUCUUGGCUGCGCCGCCACCAUCCUCUUCUUUAACCUCUUCCUGGAGAGAAUCAUCACGCUUCUGGCUGUGGUGAUGAAGGCCGUGAGGGAGAGGAGAAUUAGGAACAGCGGCCUGCUCCCACCGGGUAUCCACCAUGACUUCUCCGCCUACUCUCUGCCGGGAUGGAAGCCCUCCGUGUAUCACGUGAUGCUGAUUCUCGGCCUGUCCGCCAUCACCAUCUCCUGCUGCGCGUCGGCGAUGUACAGUCCUGUGGAGGGCUGGCUGUACUUAGACUCGCUCUACUUCUGCUUUGUCACCUUCAGCACCAUCGGCUUCGGGGACUUCGUCAGCAGCCAGAGCGCCGCUUACGAGUACCAGAGCCUCUACAGGGUGGCCAAUUUCUUCUUCAUGCUGAUGGGCGUGUGCUGCAUCUACUCGCUCUUCAAUGUCAUUUCUAUCGUCAUUAAGCAGGUGCUCAACUGGAUGCUGGAGAAAAUGAGCUGCUUGUUUUGCCAGCGCUGCAACAAAGCCAACGCUUUCCUGGGGAGACGCAACGCCAUCCGUCCGGGCUCCAAGAACCGCCAGGCCCGGCUCGGUCACUCACCUGACUCAGACGGACCUUGUGACAGCGACAACGAGGGCCGGAGAUUAUCAGGGGAGAUGAUCUCCAUGAAGGACCUUGCAGCCUCGAACAAGGUGUCCCUGGCCAUCAUGCAGAAGCAGCUUUCUGAGUCUGCCAACGGAUAUCCCAGGACAGUCUGUGGCAGCUCACGCCAUAAUGGUUUCUCUGGGGGGGUCGGAGCCCUCGGUAUCAUGAACAACAGACUGGCAGAGACAAGUAACUCAAGGUAGACACUAAAGUAUGGGAGAUCUUUGUAGCUUAAUACGCAUGACCAGUUUUUGAUCCACUUCGGAUGGGAAAUUUCCAACAGCACUGAUAGUGUAUUUUGGCUGAUUAUUUGACUUGAAAGAGACCGCAUGAAGACAGAACUCCAUAUGAUGUGGAAAUCUGGAGCUUGUUUCAUGAGCCUGAACCCCAAAACAGAACAAAAACAGAGGAACCCACACGUUUGUUGAAGCAACUGUUUGCCAAAAACAUCAGACUUGAUGACUGUAAA
This is a messenger RNA of Oryzias melastigma (Indian medaka), 2601 nucleotides long. RefSeq names its product potassium channel, subfamily K, member 12 (gene kcnk12). Gene Ontology annotation, cellular component: membrane. The record is from RefSeq and is a predicted model, not a curated record. The transcript has 2 exons. Gene Ontology annotation, biological process: stabilization of membrane potential; potassium ion transmembrane transport. Bases 1103 to 2335 code for a protein of 410 amino acids. NCBI's taxonomy places the organism in Eukaryota, Metazoa, Chordata, Actinopteri, Beloniformes, Adrianichthyidae. Gene Ontology annotation, molecular function: potassium ion leak channel activity.